Messenger RNA from Asparagus officinalis (garden asparagus), 1372 nucleotides. RefSeq lists its product as uncharacterized. The record is from RefSeq and is a predicted model, not a curated record. Lineage: Eukaryota; Viridiplantae; Streptophyta; Magnoliopsida; Asparagales; Asparagaceae.
AUGGCAUUGUUGUUCAACAAUUGCGUAGGCCUCGAUAUCGACAUCGGCAUCGGCAUCGGCGGCGGCGGCUCCGAACCCCCCUCUGACUGCCCGCCGCCUCCCCCGCCCCCUCGAACGGCAAACUGGACGGGUCCGCCCGUGCACGUUCAGCGGUUUUACUGCGAGACCCGCCGGGGCCUCAACGACACCCCGACCAUCGCCUCCAUCGACUUCAACGGCUUUCGCCUCGGCGCCCCGACCCUCUCCGUCAUCGACCAGCUCCCCGACCUCGCCAUUUUCCACGCCAACUCCAACUCCUUCUACGGCACGGUCCACCGACCUCACCGGGCUCAGUACCUCUACGAGCUCGACUUCAGCAACAACGCGCUCUCCGGCCCGUUCCCCGGCAACCUCCUCCCUAACAACCUCUCGUUCCUCGACGUCCGCUUCAACUCCUUCUAGGGCGCGUCCCCGCCCGUCUUCGCCCUCCCCCAGCUCGAUCUACUUCUUCUGAACGACAACGCCUGUUCCCAGCGCUCCCCCCCGACCUCGGGGCUCGACCGCGGGUACCUGACCCUCGCGAACAACGGGUUCACGGGCGCGAUACGCCGCCUCCAUAGGCGAGGCGUCCGAACCCUCAUCGAGGUCCUCUUCCUCAACAACAAGCUCUCCGGCUGCCUCCCCUACGAAUCGGGCUCUGCCCAGAACGCCACGGUCUUCGACGCCGGCAACAACAGGAUCACCGGCCCGAUACCACUGUCCUUCGGGUGCCUGAGGAAGGCCGAGGUGCUGAAUUUGGCGGGGAACCUGCUGUACGGGAGGGUGCCCGACGUGCUCUGCAACCUGGCGAGCUGCGGGAAGCUGGAGAACCUGUCGCUGUCGGGGAACUACUUCACCUCGAUCGGGGAGAGCUGCUGGGGUUUGGUCGAGAGCGGAGCUCUGGAUCUGAGGAGGAACUGCGUCGCCGGGUUGAAGGGUCAGAGGUCGGCCUGGGAGUGCGCUAUUUUUUUCCUAAGGCACAGGUUCUGUCCGGUUUGGACUUUUAUGCCGUGCGAGGAUCAGAGGGAUUGGGGGGCUCACCGGAGUGAGGAGGCGGCGGCGGCGGCGAAAAAGGCGGGGACCGUGGUUUAUAAUGCUGUGAAUAAGCGGCAACCUAAUCCUUAAUUAGGAUUGUUUGUUAAAAGGGUCAAUGGCUCAUACAAUACAUACAAUCUCUGUAGCAGUGUUGCAUAUUGGAGCGUGUGUUUUUGCUUAAAAGAAGAUGAUGCAAUUUGUUUGUAUAUGAAAUUACGGUUUUUCUAUAGAGUCCUCGUGGGUACUCGUGGGCACUCUAUAAGAGAGGAGAAAGAUAGAGAGAAAUGAAUAGCUCAUGGUCUCCUCUGAUUUUCAUUAA